AGUGUCGUCCUUUUGCCUGGAAGUGUUGAGGAUUCUUGACAGCGAGAAAGGAAAGAGAGAACACCUCUUUAGUCCAGGAAGACGACGAAAGGCGCUGAGGAAUUAUAUUUUUGACAUUAGAAGGAAUUUUUUCGGCCGACAACCGCCGGAGAUUUCGACGCAGCGACAAGAAGGUAUCCCACAGGAUUAAAUUCAUCGAACCUGGAUUGCAUGACGCGUCGUCUGUGCAUGAUGGUGUGUGCCUGUGAGGUUUUAUGAUGAUAAUGGAAACUGGCAAAAGAAAUUGGAAAACACAGAAACGGCCAGAAAGAAUUUUAGCUCAUUAGUUUUUGCUAAAAAUCGGAAACCAAUUAAAAGAACAUUUAAUUAUACUUCUUAUCCAGACAAGAUUGUUAAGCUUUAAAUAAUAACAACAACGGUAAAAAAAGUCGAUAAUACCAGUAAAUGAAAAAUGAAAAGAGUUGUGCCAUUUCGAGAAAAUUGUGUAUAAGAUUCGAGUGCCAAAUAAAGUAAAUAAAUAAAAGAAAAAAAAGGAAAAAAUACAGAAUUUCCUUUUAUUCUGUAUCAAAGAGGGAAGCGAGUGGCUGAGGAAGGAAGGACUAUCCGUUACUUACCCCACUUUACCUGAAGAACAGAAGAAAAAUACAAAAUGCCAAACAGAAGAGAAUGGUCAAUACAAAGAACACUUGGAGCGUGGACGUGUUGGGUGGCAGCGACCCUAUGGCAUCACGCGUGCCCCUCGGCGGCCCUGGGUGCCCCUCUCCUGGGCCCUGACGUCAUGAGCUUCGACUCACUCCCACCCCUGACGCUGUGGCACUCGCCGGUCCUGCCCGCGGUGCCCCUGCAAGCGGGCCUUCCUGCUCCCAAGGGCACAGUCUUCGACGGGCCGGACCCGGGGCUCAACGCGGCUAUCAUCACCGUACCCACGGAGUCAUGCCCGAGCGGGUAUCGUCGCGACUUCAACGGAGUUUGUCGACUCAAGUUCGGGUACGGUCCCAACCCCUUCUACUCCUUCACUCCAGAGAACUUCAAGGGGGACGUGCAGUUCUAUAUGGGUCUCCAGGUCGGUGGGCCGCAGCCGGGCAGGAGACGGGGCCGGGGGCGAGGGCGGCCGCGUCCCACCGCCAUCUCGCCGCCCUUCCUCGCCAAGCCCGUGGAUGACGACGACGACUAAGGGCGUCUGGCAUAAGGAGAUUUUUCCGUCUAUUUUUUUUAUAGGUUUUAAUUUGUUUUUGAUAGAGGUGAAAUCGCGAACAUUUUUUUUCGUAUUUCUUUUACGCUGGCUUGUAAGGAUGUUCCGGAGCUUAUGCUGGUUUUCCGACGGUGAAAAAAAGGGAGCCUAGUAAAGAAGGAAGGAGAAUAAACAAGAAAGAAGCCGACAGAUGGCGCUGGUAACACCAAGCCACCAAUAGCAAUGAAUAUGAGAAAGAUCGGUCAUAUUCAGAGAGACCUUCGCUCAUAUUCAGAGACACUCGUGACACCUGAAACGGUCUCAAAAGGGUCUCUGGCUCUGAGCGGUGUGAUUCACGCCAUCUGUGGGUGACUGACACAACUGAUUUUGAUAACACGAGGAUACCAGUGCAAAACGUUUACAUUUCUUACGCUACAUUUUCUGAAGUAGAUCUGCCCUAUUGCUUAUUUCGUUCUAUUUUCCCGUCAAACUUUUUCAUCCCUAAAAACGUUCGCUUUUCAGUUUAAUUAUCCUCCUUGUGCACUAUUUAAUACUACUCUUGUGGUAUUAAAAUGGCAGUGCAGAGAAAAGUGAUGCAUUUAUACUAUAGUAUAAUUUAUUAAUCUGGCUACUGUUAGAUGUAUUGGGGAAUUGUACAGUAGAUAAGUUUUCAUAAGAAUGAAAUACACGCAGAUGCAUUUUAGUAUUAGAACUGUGAUAUGGUAAAAGAAAACUGGGCAUUAUUUUUAAGCACAGUUGACCAUGAUGAACCCAAGUCCGCUGUUUAAAAAAAGAUCAGUAUUUUUGUAAUCUUUUAGUGUGCCAAGAGUAACUAAGUGUGAUACAGCAAGUGAGAUCUGAAUCCUAACCAUAGACUGGAAUAUGGAAAUUCAUCUCGCCCUGUAUAAAUCUUCACUUAUUUCAUCAUUCAUAUUUUUUAGUGUAAUAAAAAUGCAUUAUAAUCAUAGUCAUUACAACAUGUUUGGAAAGUUAUGUUAAAAACCUGUCGCAGACCAUUUCCGUAUAUGAUAGAUAUGCAAAUCUAUGGUGAUUAUUGCAAGUAGAUAUUUUUAGUUGUACAUAUAUUUAAAAAAAGAAGAAAAAAAACUCGAGAAAAAAAUAAUACCAGCAAUAAGUGUCCGCUUUUACCUAUGUCUGGGGUUUUCUCUUGUACCGUGUUGGACGUGUGAUAAAAUAUAAGUAACCGCACUGACAGUUGUUAUUACAUUUUCAUUUUCUUGUCCUCAGGUU
This is a messenger RNA of Penaeus indicus, 2422 nucleotides long. RefSeq lists its product as uncharacterized. The record is from RefSeq and is a predicted model, not a curated record. Bases 650 to 1174 code for a protein of 174 amino acids. The transcript is spliced from 4 exons. NCBI's taxonomy places the organism in Eukaryota, Metazoa, Arthropoda, Malacostraca, Decapoda, Penaeidae.